AUUUUUAUGUAGAUAAACCGCAGAAAGCCUAAAAAAUACUCAUUUUCCGAAAUUGGUAUUUCAAACGUAGUAUCUCAUAUAGUGUCGAGUCUAUUUUGUCCUUUAGUCAGUGAUAAUUCCUAAACUCUAUAUAGUGCAACAUCGAUAGAAUAUGUAAACCUAACCUCAUCUCUGUUGAAGAAGAGGUUAGUUUGUUAUAUCAAACAUAAAAAUAUAUCAAUUCUAGAAAACAUGGUAAUAAAAUAUAUUGGACGGACACAUUACCUUAAAGGCAAACCAUUAUGGGAAAUAUUAGGGAAUUUGAAGAAUUAUGGUGUAGGUAGACUCGUGAUACGAGGUACUCAACAAAGGUAUCCUGAAAUAUCCUACAUGAAGAUACUGAAAGUUGCUGGAUUACCAGAUACUUCAAAACAUCCGCAUGAUCCACGAAAAGUGAUGGUAUUAGUAGAAAGAGUUUUUAGAGGUCAAAAGUCUCCUGUACUAGUACAAAUGGAUGGAACAACCUAUAAGCCAGAUUUUAUAUUGGUUCCAAAAGAUCAAGAAGCAAAGUAUGUAAAUGCUACUGAAGUACCACAACUAAGAAUUAUGCCACGAACAACAAAUUUUCCUCCUCUUUUGAAAGAGAUAUUAAUACAAGAGGCACAAGAACAAGGAAAAGAUAUGUCCGAUAUAAAAUUAAAACUUGUAUAUAGUCCUCUGGGUAUUAAAAAUUAUAGAAUUGCUGAAGAAGGUGAAGCUCCUACAACUGAAAUAAAAAUAGGAUUAGGACAGUCAGAAAGCCCUAGUUUGUAUGAGAAUAUUAAACAAGAGAAUGCAUCAUGAAUAUGAUUCAAUAUGCAUUGAUCUUAUAACUUAACAAUAAAGAUUAAGUAUUUUUCAAUUAGGACUUUUUAAUAUACUUUUACAUCUUUACAACAUACGUCUUUCAUGUGCCAUUAAUCGAUACUUUUCACAACGAAUCAAAUCUUCAUCAAUUAUUUCAUGCUUUGCAUUAUCUUGUACAUCACCUACAAAUAAAUAAAAUGAAUUAAUAUCACUAUAAAACGUCACCUACAAAUAAAUAAAAUGUUAUUAUUAUCAUAAAUUCCAAAUAGAACGUACUUAAAAGUCUUUGAGAUUGAACAAUACAAUUCUCUUUUUCGCCAAAGAAACUUUUAAUUGCAAUAUCCUAUGGAUUAUAUGCAGAAUAAUUAAUUGUAAUAUAACUUAUAAUUUUAGAAUAAAUAAUGGGAAAUAAUAUAAAGAUAUACA
Molecule: messenger RNA, 1251 nt
Organism: Heterotrigona itama
Lineage: Eukaryota; Metazoa; Arthropoda; Insecta; Hymenoptera; Apidae
Source: the annotation of a GenBank genome assembly